This is a messenger RNA of Penicillium bovifimosum, 1776 nucleotides long. RefSeq lists its product as uncharacterized. Gene Ontology annotation, cellular component: mitochondrion. Bases 1 to 1776 code for a protein of 591 amino acids. The transcript is spliced from 7 exons. NCBI's taxonomy places the organism in Eukaryota, Fungi, Ascomycota, Eurotiomycetes, Eurotiales, Aspergillaceae. The record is from RefSeq and is a predicted model, not a curated record.
AUGUCAACACCAAAUCCGGAUUACGAGCACUUCUUCCGUUAUACGAGCGGACGAUGGCUCUGGGAUGAAGAACAGCAGCUCAGGGACAGAUAUAAGGCCUUCAACGUUGCUGAGCUCCAAAGUCUCGCGGCCAAAGUCGUUCGAUCAGACAGCUGCAUCUCCAUAACGAAGCUGGCCGAGGGAGGAUACAAUAAGGUCUUUCGUUUGACCAUGAAUGAUGGGAAAAGAGUGCUUGCUCGUAUACCAAACCCAAAUGCUGGCCCAGCAUUCUAUACGACCGCAUCCGAAGUCGCUACCAUGGAGCUUGCCCGAGAUUUCCUUCAAAUUCCUGUGCCUCGAAUCUUUGAUUGGAGUGCCACAUCAGAUAACGCCGUUGGCUCGGAAUACAUCAUCAUGGAAGAAGCAUCUGGCACACAGAUUGGAGUUAUCUGGGAUCAGCUGAGUGCGGAAAAGAAACUUUCCAUUAUGAGGGAGAUAGUGACUAUCGAGUCAAAGAUGCUUGCGGUGUCCUUUGGCAGCAUAUAUUUUGCGAACGAUGCAGUGGAAAGCACAGUUCCAGCCCUGUUGACCGACGGAGCUUCCUCCGAACUCAAAGAGCGAGUAUACGAGAAAUUCAGUAUUGGUCCUACCGUUGACCGAAGCUUUUGGAACAAGCAACGCUCGUCAAUGCAGAUCUCGCGAGGUCCCUCCGAAGUCAAGGGACGUGAAGAUGCGCCCGGUCAGGGACGAAUUCCAUCUGCCAACGAUGUUAUUAAUCCAACGGACGGCUUGCGUAUCGACGUCGACUACUAUAAUCAUUGGCAGGUCGAGUUUGUCCCAGACGCUGUGAUACGUUCAGGGAACCUUAUUUGUGGAUCCCAACUUGGAGUUGGGUGGCGAACACCCCAAGAAUAUGCGCUAAGUGUUGGCCGGCGUGAACUCGAGUGGAUCAAGAAUUUUGCCGUCCCGAAACCACCAAGCGAAGCUAUCCUAAUUUCGUCCGCCCAAAACACCCCACAGGCCCAUCUGCAGCUGUUGGAGAAGUAUCUUAAAGUGGCUCCUGCUCUUAUGGAUAUUGACCCCGUUCUCAGUCGCCCUACCUUGUUCCACGGAGACCUUCAUUCGUCUAAUCUGUUCGUCGAGGAUGGCCAUAUAACGGCGAUCAUCGAUUGGCAGGGCUCGUGGGCAGGUCCACUCUUUCUUCAAGCCCAACCGUCUCCGAUCGUGGACUUCACAGGCAGCAUUUUACUUCAAUUACCACCCAAUUUUAAAGAUAUGGAUCCUGAGCAGCAGGCUGAGAUCAAGCAACAAGUAUCCAAAUCGACACUAUACCAGCUCUAUCUGCUGGAGACAAGCCAACGCAACCCCCUUCUUGCCGAAGCUUUCCAUCUAGACCAUGGGAAGACAAGGCGUAUUCCAGUCGAAUUUGCCGGAAACACAUGGGAUGAUGACAUAGUCUCUUUUCGUGAGGCACUCAUUAACGUUGAAAGAUAUUGGCAAGAACUUGGCAUCCAGGGCGAAUGUCCCUAUCACUUCACGCAGGAUGAACUACGUAGCCAUUCCGUCGAUUCCGAGGGCUGGAAUGAGGUUCAAGAUUUCUUUGACAGUAUAGAAGGUCUUGUGAAACGAGACGGCUGGACGUAUCCUGAUACCUUCGACGCUGCCUUGAAUUUCUUUUCAGAACUUCGAGAACGGGGCCUGAGGAAUAUGACAGAGGAGGAAAAGAGAGCUUUUGACAGAGAGACUCGUUGGGCCAGAAAGGGUGAUUCCCAGUCCCACGAGACGUCACAUCACUAG